This is a messenger RNA of Anopheles cruzii, 2157 nucleotides long. Its product is annotated as chorion peroxidase-like. The transcript has 3 exons. Gene Ontology annotation, molecular function: peroxidase activity; heme binding. Gene Ontology annotation, biological process: response to oxidative stress. The record is from RefSeq and is a predicted model, not a curated record. NCBI's taxonomy places the organism in Eukaryota, Metazoa, Arthropoda, Insecta, Diptera, Culicidae. Bases 1 to 2157 code for a protein of 718 amino acids.
AUGUUCGCCGUAAGUUUGUUCCCAAUUUUAACGCUAGCUUUAAGUGUCAGUGUCCUGCGAGCGGAUGAAGCAGAUCGAGUGGCCACGUUUGAUUCUGGCGUCACCGCAUCCGAACAACUGCUUACGCAUGCCAUCCGAGAAGGCCACCGGCAGUACGCACACCGAGUGGCUAGUGUUGAAAAGAAUGGCCAGAAAAUGAAGGGCACCAACGAGGGACUGCCGGCUUGGCACCAAUUCCACAGCUCACCAUUCGCGCGAGGAAAGCCUAACCGAGCAACGCCACGGGAUGAGGUCGAACCUUACGAAGAUGUGUUCGUAGCGCGAUCCUUGGCCGAUGCGCUCAAUCUGACGCUCACCGAACGCACCGCGGCCGAUGACUUUGGGUUGGGAGAAGCGAAUCGUCUAAAACGAUGCAUGCCACCGAAACCGUGCGAUCCCCACGCCAAAUACCGUUCGUUCGAUGGUACUUGCAACAACCCGGUCCCCUCUCGGAGCAGUUGGGGUUCCGCUGGUUCUCCUUUCGAACGGCUGCUGCCUCCGGCCUACGAGGACGGGGUGUGGAGUCCGCGGGCACACUCUUCCGCAACCGGGCGACCACUGGCCAGUGCCCGUACCGUCUCGGUAACCGUCUUCCCGGACAACGAUCGUCCGGAUCCAAAGUUUAACCUGCUGAUGAUGCAAUUUGGGCAGUUCGUGUCGCACGAUAUCACGCGUAGCGUCAGUGUCCGCUCUGGGAACGAUGAAAUUCAGUGCUGCUCGUCGGAUCACUCGGCCGCGUUGCCCGCCGAACAGGCACACUUUGCCUGUCUCCCGAUCGAGGUUAGCGCGGACGAUCCAUUCUACUCGAAGUUCGGCAUUCGGUGCCUAAAUUUUGUGAGACUCGCGUUGGCCAGAGACGGAAAGUGUCGGGUCGGGUACGGCAAGCAGGUGGACGUCAUCACACACUUCAUCGAUGGCUCCAUGGUGUACGGAUCGAAUCGCGAGACGGCGGACUCACUGCGCACGUUCUCCGGUGGCCGACUACGCAGUAUCUUCCCAUCCGGCGACGAGCUGCUGCCCACCGAAAGCCGUCCGGACGCUUGCGAGCCGUGGGCGAAAGUAUGCCUGCGGUCCGGCGAUGAUCGCACGAAUCAGAUCAUUUCGCUGACCGGAGUGCACGUGCUGUUCCUCCGUGAACACAAUCGGCUGGCCGCGGGCUUGGCUCACGUUAACCCACACUGGGACGACGAACGAUUGUACCAGGAAGCACGUCGGAUUGUGGUGGCAGAAAUACAGAAGAUCUUCUACAACGAUUAUCUACUGCAAAUCAUGGGACAUGAAAUGGCUCGCCACUACGGCUUAUUGGAUAAUCCUGAUGGGCACACCGAUUCGUACAGUACCGAAGUGAGGCCACUGGUAUUCAAUGAACUGAGCGGAGCGGCCUACAGAUUCGGACAUUCAACGGUGAAUGGAGCUUUUCUGAUACAACAUCGAGAUCGCCGCUCGGAACUGGUACCGAUCCAGGACGUGUUCCUCAACCCCUCCAGGCUGCUGCAGCGAUCGUUUUUCGACGAUCUGCUGUUCUCCAUGAUCGAUGAACCGCAGCAACAGGUAGACGAUUCCAUCACGCACGGUCUGACGAGGUUACUGUUUGCCGGGCGCCUUCCAUUCGGGUCAGAUCUGGCCGCACUCAAUGUCCAACGAGGCCGCGAUCAUGCGCUCCGGCCCUACAACGACUAUCGGGAGUGGGCUGGGUUGCCGCGGAUCAGCAGCUUCGAGCAGUUCGGUCCGGUCGGUGAGCGGUUGGCCGCCGUUUACGAAUCCCCGGAUGAUGUGGAUCUGUGGGUAGGAGGACUGCUCGAGCCACCUGCACCCGGUGGAGCACUGGUCGGCCAAACGUUCGCCUCCAUCUUUGGCGAACAGUUUGCUCGGCUUAAGUUCGGUGACCGGUACUACUACACCAACGGACCGCAGCACAACCCGGGUCACUUUACCGUCCAUCAGCUGCGAGAGCUGGCCAAAGUGUCGCUGGCCACCGUAGUCUGCGCAAACAUUGGCCAUCCGGACGGGUUUUCCGUGCCGCCGAAUGUGUUCCAGCAACCGAGUGGCCACAAUCCGCCCGUACCGUGCGGCUCCUUGCCACCGGUCGACCUGAACGCCUGGAGGGGCGAUCACUGA